CGGCAAGAGGCCUCGGCACCCGCGAACUCAUAAAUACCGGGGCGGCGCUGGUGGCGGGAGAGGCGCGUGCGGGCAGCCGGCGCCCCCGAGGCACCUGGAUAACCACCCGUCUUGAAGGAGACCUCCCUGCCCUCCUGCCUCUGUUGUCCCCCAGAGCACUGCCUGAUCAUCCUCUGUUCCCCAUCCUCCCAGCCCUUCCUGCUGUACCUGUGGGGAGCUGAUCUCCUCAGUCCCCCUGCUUUUCCCCUGUCUGCCAUCACCACCCCACCACCAUGCACCCCCUUCCUGGCUACUGGUCCUGUUACUGUCUACUCCUGCUAUUCUCCUUGAGAGUCCAGGGGUCCCUGGGGGCUCCCAGCGCUGCCCCAGAGCAAGUCCAUCUGUCUUACCCAGGUGAGCCAGGCUCCAUGACUGUAACUUGGACCACAUGGGUCCCAACCCGCUCUGAAGUGCAAUUCGGGUUGCAGCCGUCGGGGCCCCUACCCCUUCGCGCCCAGGGCACCUUCGUCCCCUUUGUGGACGGGGGCAUUCUCCGGCGGAAGCUCUACAUACACCGAGUCACGCUUCGCAAGCUGCUGCCGGGGGUUCAGUAUGUUUAUCGCUGUGGCAGUGCGCAGGGCUGGAGCCGUCGGUUCCGCUUCAGGGCCCUCAAGAAUGGGGCCCACUGGAGUCCCCGUCUGGCUGUGUUUGGGGACCUGGGGGCUGACAACCCGAAGGCCCUCCCGCGGCUGCGCAGGGACACCCAGCAGGGCAUGUAUGACGCCGUUCUCCAUGUGGGAGACUUUGCCUACAACCUGGAUCAGGACAACGCCCGUGUUGGGGAUAGGUUCAUGCGGCUCAUUGAACCCGUGGCUGCCAGCCUGCCGUACAUGACAUGCCCUGGGAAUCAUGAAGAACGCUACAACUUCUCUAACUACAAGGCUCGCUUCAGCAUGCCGGGGGAUAAUGAGGGCCUGUGGUACAGCUGGGAUCUGGGUCCCGCCCACAUCAUCUCCUUCUCCACCGAGGUCUAUUUCUUUCUCCAUUAUGGCCGCCACUUGGUACAGAGGCAGUUUCGCUGGCUGGAGAGCGACCUCCAGAAAGCCAAUAAGAACCGGGCAGCCCGGCCGUGGAUCAUCACUAUGGGGCACCGGCCCAUGUACUGCUCCAACGCAGAUCUGGACGACUGCACACGACAUGAAAGCAAGGUCCGCAAAGGCCUCCAAGGCAAGCUGUACGGGUUGGAGGAUCUUUUCUACAAAUAUGGAGUGGAUCUGCAGCUGUGGGCUCAUGAGCACUCGUAUGAACGACUGUGGCCAAUUUACAACUACCAGGUAUUUAACGGCAGCCGAGAGAUGCCCUACACCAACCCGCGAGGGCCUGUCCACAUCAUCACAGGAUCUGCUGGCUGUGAGGAGCGGCUGACGCCCUUUGCUGUCUUCCCGAGGCCCUGGAGUGCCGUGCGUGUGAAGGAGUACGGGUAUACGCGGCUGCACAUCCUCAACGGGACCCACAUCCACAUCCAGCAGGUGUCGGACGACCAGGAUGGGAAGAUCGUAGAUGAUGUCUGGGUGGUGAGACCCCUGUUUGGCCGGAGGAUGUACCUCUAGGGAUGGCGGCAGCUCUCCUCCAGAAGCCUAGGUUUUGCCGCCUUGGCUGCUGUGACCAGAAACUGCCCAGGCCUGGGUGGGGAGUUGGGUGGGCCCUGACUCCCCUGCCCUCCAGAGGCCCCAUGUAGGGUACAUGCAGCCCUAUGGAGCUGGGGCAGCUGUUCCCUCCUGGAGAGGUGGGAGUCCUGGCUGGCUGUGGAGGGAGGGCAGGUGUGCGGGCACAGAGUGACACACGGCAGGUUUCUGCUGGCAGGGCCCCACCCUCCUGCAUAGCUCUGAUCGGGCGAGGUGCCCACGGGGCUUCAGGAAUGAAGAGGCUUAAGCUCUGGCUCCAUGGAUUCUGCACAUCUGCGGGGGAUGCCCCUGGGCUUCCUCCUCUCCUGCCCACCUGGCAAGGGCAUCGCCAGGUGGGCACAACCAUCAUGACACUACUCACCAGCAGGUGGCGUCAGGGGCUUUUUCUUCUGAGCCCAGCACUGAGAGUUGGUCUGAAGCCUGGCUCCUUCUUCACUGCUCCAGGACUGCUACGAAGAGUCCCUUCAUGCCUCAGUUUCCCAGCCUGGCACCAUCUUAUCCGGGAAGAGGAGACGUGUUAACACUCUUGCCUCCUAGCUAGGACAGAUGACAAACCACAAGAGCCACAGACUUGCCAGUUCUUUCCCUCUUUCCUUCCUUUCUUUCCCUUUUAUUUAUUGAAUCAUAAUUUAUUGAGCAUCUACCAUGUGCCAGGCUCUGUUCUCAGUGCUGGAGAGACAGCUGUGAAUGAGACAGAGAUCUCGGCCCUCACAGAGCUGACAUCCUAACCAGAGAGUUGGACAAAAAUCACGAUAAAUGAGUUGGUUAAAUGGCAAUUUGUGAGUAGAAAACGCAGGGACGGUGAGAGAGCAGUUUCAAUUUUCAGGGGGAUCUCACUGAGAGGGCAACAUUUGAUCUGAAGGAGGUGGGGAAGGAGCCAAGUGGGCAGACAUCUGGGGAAAGAGCAUUCCAGGCAGAGGAACAGCCAGUGCAAAGGCCCUGAGACAGAAAUGUGCCUGGCCGGCUGGGUACAGUAACUCACAUCUGUAGUCCCAGCACUUUGGGAGGCCGAGGUGGGCGGAUCACUUAGCCCAGGAGUUUGAGACCAGCCUGGGCAACACAGUGAAACCCUUUCUCUACCAAAAAUAUGAAAUUUAGCUGGGCAUGGUGGUGUGUGCCUGUAGUCCCAGCUGCUCAGGAGGCUGAGGCGGGAGGAUGGCUUGAGCCCAGGAGGUUGAGGCUGCAGUGAGCCAUGAUCAUGCCACUGCACCCCAGCCUGGGCAACAGAGCAAGACCCUGUCUCAAAAAAUAUAUAUAAAUAAAAAAGUUUUAAAAAGAGAAAAAUAAAACAAAGAAACGUGCCUGCCCUGUUGGAGUGUCCAUGAGGAGGCCACUGUGGCUGGAGCAGGGAGAGUGAGAGGGAGACCAAGCUUGAGGACAGGGCAGUGGUGGGGAUGGCUUGUAUGGAGCUUUACAGGCCACGGUGAGGACUUUGGGUGGAGCCAGGGGAGGCCCUGAGCAGGUGAAGGAAGUGAUCGGACUCCACGAGUCACAGGCAAAGGCCCCAGGGCUGACAGCUGCCCCAGGGCCUGCGGGCUCCCAGCCCUGCCAGAUGACCUGAGAUCUAUCUAUUCCCCCAUCAUGGGGCGCGGUUUCUGCCUCCACAGAUUUUAUUCCCUCCCACCCACCCCUCACUUGGCCCAAGGCACGCAGGACUCCUUGCCGUUCCUGGAACACAGCCAGCUCUUUCUCACUGCGGGGCCUGGGCGCUGGCUGUCUGCCCCCUGUGUGCCCUCUCCCCAGCUCAUCCCAGGCUGGCACCUUCUCAACCUCAGGUCUCAGACUCGGUGUCCCCUCCUCAGAGGCCUUCCCUGCUGACCCUAGCCAAAGUAGCCUGUGUUGCUGCCUGCCCCACCCCCGUUUUACUUCGAUCUGCAAUUCUUUCCUUGAUUGGUUAACUUGUUCAUUGGCUGUUUACACCCGCAAAGCUAAGUCUGUGAGGGUGGUGACCAUGAGUUCAACGCCUCUGCCAAAUCCUCCCAGGCCCCUUCUUGGGCUGGAUUGGGGACUCUGGGCUCCCCGCUAGUUCCAGUCCUGCGCAUUCUAGGCCAUCACUGUUUGGGGAUGGGUCUCUCUGACUCCCCCACUGGACUUCAACCUCGGAGGGAUGGGGCCCAGAGCUGCGUCCCAGCAUUGCCCAGCACAAGAUAGAUACUUAAUAAAUAUUGAUUGCCUUAAUGAAGGCCACCACAUGCCAGGCUCCAGCCGGGCAAUGCCAGGGACAGCGAUGAAUCAGCUACAGUCAAGCCCUCUGGGAGCUCGCAGGCAGGCAGGGAAACACGGUUACUCAACACAGGUGAUGAGCAGUAAGAGAAUCCCGUGGCGGGCCGGGCCAAGACAGUGAGGUCACAAGCUGGACAGUCAUGGAGUGCUGUGGCCGCCGACUGAACUGGUGCCCUGUGUGGGUCUGGCAUGCCCUGUCCCGGGCUGGGUGAGGCUGUGGACAUGCCGGGAGGUGGCAACCUCCACAGAGGGCAGAGGUCAGACACUGGAGUCAAACAGAAACUGGUUCAAAUCCCAGCCCCACCAAUUCCUGUGUGACCAUGGGCAAGUCGGCAACCCUCUCUGAAUCUCUGUUUCUUCAUCUAUAACCCAAGAAUGAUAAUACUCUGUGAGGCUGCCUUGGGGUUAAAUGAGAUUGAAAGCCUUGGGAUCGAUAUUGAUUCCUCUUUUUCUCAUGCUCCACAUCCAAGUAUCUGGAAAAUCCUGUUUGCCUUGCCUUCAAAAUCGAUCUAGACUUUUUUUUUGACAUGGAGUUUCACUCUUCUCGCCCAGGCUGGAGUGCAGUGGUGUGAUCUCGGCUCACUGCAAACUCUGCCUCCUGGGUUCAAGCAAUUCUCCUGCCUCAGCCUCCCAAGUAGCUGGGAUUACAGGAGCGUGCCACCACGCCUGGCUAAUUUUUGUAUUUUUAGUAAACAUGGGGUUUCACCAUGUUGGCCAGGCUGGUCUCAAACUCAUGACUUCAGGUGAUCCACCUGCCUUGGUCUCUCAAAGUGCUAGAAUUACAGGUGUGAGCCACCGUGCCCAGCUCGAUCUAGACUCUCUACGCUUUUGGCACCCCCAAAGCCCCCACCCUGGUCCUGUCUACACUCAUUUCCUACAGACUCCUUGGACUUCCUGCUCCCUCCUUUUCCUGGGAGUCUGUUCCCCACACACAACCAAAGACACCUGUGAAUACCUGCAUCAGAUCACAUCCGCCCCUGCUCAGAGCCCUCCUGUGGCUCCGUCUCAGGUCCACGAGGCCCCAGACGAUCUGCCCCCGUCACCCCUCUGUCCUCACCCCCUCCAAUCACCCCCCUCGCCCACUCUGCUGCAGCCACACUGGCCUCUGCAUUGGACUCCCCACCCACUUUUGCACUGGCAGUUCCCUCUGCCGGGGACACUGUUCCCCCAGGGAUCUGUAUGACUCCCUUUAUCCCCCCCUCAGGCCUUUGCUCAGUGCCACCCUCUCUGACCCUCUUGUUUAAAACAGCUCCACCUAACCAGAGGUCAUCAGGUUCGGUGAAAUAAGCCAGGCACAGAAAGACAAACCUCACAUGGUCUCACUCAUUUGUGGGAGCUAAAAAUCAAAACAAUUGAUGUCAUGGACACGGCGAGUUAGAAGGAUGGUGACCAGAGGCUGGGAAGGGUGCUGGGAGGCUGCAGGGGAUGGGCUUUUUUUGUUUUUGUUUUUGUUUUUUGAGACGGAGUCUUGCUCUUUCGCCCAUGCUGGAAUGUAAUGGUGAGAUACCGGCUCACUGCAAACUCUGCCUCCUGGGUUCAAGCAAUUCUCCUGCCUCAGCCUCCUGAGUAUCUGGGAUUACAGGCACCCGCCACCACACCUGACUAAUUUUUAUAUUUUUAGCAGAGACAGGUUUUCACCAUGUUGGCCACGCUGGUCUCGAACUCCUGAUCUCAAAUGAUCCGCCCGCCUCGGCCUUCCAAAAUGCUGGGAUUACAGGCGUGAGCCACUGCACCCAGCCUCGGUUUUGUUAAUGGGCUAAAAAAAAAAGAAUGAAUAAGACCUACUAUUUGAUCACACAACAAGAUGACUAUUCUCAAUAAUAAAUUGUACAUUUUUAAAUAACCAAAAGAGUGUAAUUGGGUUGUAACACAAAGGAUAAAUACUUGAGGGGAUGGAUACCCCAUGCCUGUAUCAAAAUAUCUCAUGUACCCCAUAAAUACGUACACUUACUACGGACCCAACAAAAAUUAAAACCUAAGGCUGGGCACUGUGGCUUAUACCUGCAACCCCAGCACUUUGGGAGGCCGAGGUGGGAGGAUCACUUGAACUCAGGAGUUUGAGACCAGCCUGACCAACAUGGUGAAACUCCGUCUCUAGCAAAAAUACAAUUAGCUGGGCGUGGUGAUGUGCACCUGUGGUCCAGCUACUCAGGAGGCUGAGGUGGGAAAAUCGCUGGAGUCUGGGAAGUUGAGGCUGCAAUGAGCCAAGAUCGCACCAUUGCACGCCAGCCUGGAUGACAGAGUGAGAUCCUGUCUCAAAAAUAAAAAAAAAAUUAAAUAAAUUCUUUAAAAAGUAAUAAUUAAUAAUAAAAUAAAACAGCUUUACCCUCCAUACACCUCCCAUCUCCCUUCUCUGCUUUAUAUUCCUUCAAGACACUGAGGGCUGGGAGCGAUGGUUCAUGCCUAUAAUCCCAGCACUUUGGGAGGCCAAGGUGGGCGGGUCACCUGAGGUCAGGAGUUCAAGACCAACCGGAGGUCAUCGGGCUGGCCAACAUGGUGAAACCCCGUCUCUAGUAAAAAUACAAAUUUAGCUGGGUGUGGUCAUGCACACCUGUAAUCCCAGCUACUCGGGAAGCUGAGGCAGGAGAAUUGCUUGAACCUGGGAGGCAG
Messenger RNA from Pan troglodytes (chimpanzee), 6497 nucleotides. It is a transcript of the gene ACP7, whose product is annotated as acid phosphatase 7, tartrate resistant (putative). Lineage: Eukaryota; Metazoa; Chordata; Mammalia; Primates; Hominidae. Gene Ontology annotation, molecular function: metal ion binding; acid phosphatase activity. Bases 273 to 1589 code for a protein of 438 amino acids. The transcript is spliced from 13 exons. The record is from RefSeq and is a predicted model, not a curated record.